AUAAAUAUGGUACGGUCGCAUCUGAACAAAACUGGGAAAUUUUGCGGUAGCUGAGAGCAAGAAAAAUCAGAUAUGAAGAUUCAACAUCUUCUUGUCACCUACCUCCUAGCAUUGACACUUCUGUUGCCCUGCAUUGAAAGUUUAAAGCCAUUUCAAUACUCUGCUAUGAUAGACCGGAGUAGUUUUCCGGCUGGUUUUCUAUUCGGAGCUGGGUCAAGUGCUUACCAGCAUGAAGGAGCUGUACAUCUAGAUGGGAGGAAACCAAGUAUCUGGGAUACUUUUGUGGUUGAAAAUCCAGAAAAGAUUUCGGACCAUAGUACUGGAGAUGUAGCUGAUGAAUUUUACUAUCUCUAUAAGGAGGAUGUUGCUGCGAUGAAAGAAAUUGGUUUGGAUACAUUCAGGUUCUCCAUCUCAUGGCCUAGAGUCCUACCAAAGGGGAAAAUCAGUGGGGGAGUGAAUUGGAAAGGCGUUGAUUUCUACAAUUCUCUCAUCAAUGAGCUCCUAUUAAAUGAUAUAGAGCCCUUCGUCACAUUAUUCCAUUGGGAUCUUCCACAAGCCCUGGAAGAUGAAUAUGGUGGAUUUUUGAGCCCUGAAAUUGUGAAUGAUUUUCACGACUAUGCUGAUUUCUGCUUCCAAGAAUUUGGUAAUAAAGUGAAGUACUGGAUCACUUUGAAUGAACCAAAUAUUUUUAGUAAAAUUGGCUAUGCAACUGGAAUCUAUGCACCUGGUCGCUGUUCUAACUACAUUGGAAUUUGCACGGAAGGAAACUCUGCAACAGAGCCCUAUUUAGUGACACACCACCUAAUUCUUUCUCACGCAACUGCUGCAAAUUUAUAUAGGCACAAGUAUCAGGCUUCACAAAAUGGAAUAAUUGGGGUAACAGUAGACACCAUAUGGGAAGUACCUAAAUAUCAAACCAUUUCUGAUAGAAAAGCUGCCCUGAGAGCGCUCGAUUUUUACAUUGGUUGGAUUCUUCAUCCAAUGACAUUUGGUGACUAUCCCAUGACUAUGAGAUAUUUAGUCGGGAAUCCACUGCCCAAUUUUACAGGUUAUAGAGUUCGUUUUGGUUUUAUUUAUGUAGAUUACAGUAAUAAGUUGAAAAGAUACCUGAAAAACUCUGUUUUCUGGUACAAAAAUUUCCUCCAAAAGAAAAAUGAGACAAUACAUCACUCUUCAUUGUUUUUCUCAAUGUAAUCACAAGUACUU
This is a messenger RNA of Pistacia vera, 1206 nucleotides long. RefSeq names its product beta-glucosidase 17-like. The transcript has 9 exons. Gene Ontology annotation, biological process: carbohydrate metabolic process. Gene Ontology annotation, molecular function: beta-glucosidase activity. Bases 73 to 1194 code for a protein of 373 amino acids. NCBI's taxonomy places the organism in Eukaryota, Viridiplantae, Streptophyta, Magnoliopsida, Sapindales, Anacardiaceae. The record is from RefSeq and is a predicted model, not a curated record.